Dreissena polymorpha is the source of this 1631-nucleotide messenger RNA. RefSeq lists its product as uncharacterized. Lineage: Eukaryota; Metazoa; Mollusca; Bivalvia; Myida; Dreissenidae. The transcript has 14 exons. The record is from RefSeq and is a predicted model, not a curated record. The coding region runs from base 1 to 1449 and encodes 482 amino acids.
AUGUGUGGAAACUUUGUUAUGAAACCAUUUUUACGUCCAUUCACGUCUGGAUUUACGGCCUCAGCCUUUGGCGGCCAGUUCGGUCAAUAUGGGGGUGGCAUUGGAGGCGGAUAUGUGGGCGGUAUCGGCGGUGCUUAUGGCGGGUUUGAUGGAGGAUUUGGUGGAUUCGAUGGAGGUUACGGGAAGGGUGGCUACGGAAAGCAUACCGUUAGCACAAAGAUCAUUGAGAAGAAAGUACCAUACCCAGUCCAUGUGCCAGUAGACAGGCCAGUGGUCAAAUAUGUGCCAGUUCCGGUGGUCAAGCACGUUCCUGUGCCAGUUGUUCAGAAGGUUCCUCAGCCUGUGCCGGUGAUCCAGAAGGUGCCAGUUGUUCAAACUGUUACCAAGCAUAUCCCUGUACACGUAGACCGACCCUACCCUGUCCCCGUUGAGAGGAAGGUCCCAGUGCCAGUUCAUGUACCAGUUCCCGUCCAUGUACCCAAGCCAUACGCAGUUCACGUACCCAAACCAGUUCCUGUCCACGUGCCAGUGAAGGUACCCGUUCCUGUGCCUCAGCCCGUGCACAUCGUGCAGACACAAAAAGUACCUGUGCCCGUGCCAGUUGACCGCCCCGUCUACGUCGAGAAACAAGUCAAAGUCCCGGUCGCUGUGCCCCACCCAGUCCCUGUACCCAAGCCUUACCCAGUCCAGGUCGCUGUGCCAGUUCCGCACCCAGUCCAUGUCCCAGUGCACGUGCCAGUUGACCGCCCAUACCCAGUUGUUGUUGACCGAAAGGUGCCCGUUCCUCACCCAGUUCACGUGCCAGUCCCAGUUGAGAGAAAGGUCCCUGUCCCGGUCCCAGUCAUUCAGACUAAGCACGUCCCCGUCCCUGUGCACGUUGCAGUCCCAGUUCCCCAGCCUGUCCAAGUGAUUAAGAACGUCCCAGUCCCAGUUCCUCAGCCUUACCCAGUUGAGAGACCCUUCGCUGUACCAGUCCACGUCGAAAGGAAGGUACCGGUCCCAGUACACGUACCGGUGAAGCAACCUUACCCCGUGCAUGUCCCAGUUCACGUACCGGUUAAGCAACCAGUCCCUGUGCCCGUUGUGCACACUCAGGUCGUCCAGAAGAAGGUCCCCUACCCUGUGCAUGUCCCAGUUGCUGUUCCAGUCAAAAAGGCGAGCUACGGAGGAUACGGCGGUUCCUUCGAUGGUGGUUUUGGCCCCCUCAGUGGUGGGGUUGGUGCAAUCGGUGGUAGCGUUGGAGCCAUCGGUGGUGGUGUUGGUUCAAUCGGUCUCGGUGAUUACGGUUACGGUGGUGCUGUUGGCGGAGGAUACGGCGGUUCCUUCGAUGGUGGUUUUGGCGCCCACAGUGGUAGUGUUGGUGCAAUCGGUGGUAGCGUUGGAGCCAUCGGUGGUGGUGUUAGUGCAAUCGGUCUCGGUAAUGGUGUCAUCGGUGGUGGCAUAUACUAAAAUCUCAUUGGUAGACCGCAGAAGACCCGAGAGUGAAACUUUGAUGGGCAAGGCGAAAUUUAUGCUUCAGAAUGGGUUUUAGGGAAACAAUUAUUUUUUGAUGUCAAGUUAUUGUUAUUAUUUAUAACUUUAUUUUUGAACAAUUUUUUGUUUCUUGGUUAAAAUUAUAUUCCUGUUUUUAA